Molecule: messenger RNA, 924 nt
Organism: Mollisia scopiformis
Lineage: Eukaryota; Fungi; Ascomycota; Leotiomycetes; Helotiales; Mollisiaceae
Product: mitochondrial inner membrane citrate transporter
Exons: 5
Coding region: 1-924 (307 amino acids)
Biological process (GO): mitochondrial citrate transmembrane transport
Molecular function (GO): tricarboxylate secondary active transmembrane transporter activity
Source: RefSeq, a predicted model, not a curated record
AUGUCGCUCGAAGAGGUCCAGAAAGUUGCGCCUCCGCCAUGGAAGUCGCUGGUUGCUGGAUGUGCCGCGGGUGCGGUGGAAGGUCUCGUAACCUACCCUUUCGAAUUUGCCAAGGCGAUGCUUCAGUUUGCUCCAAAUGCCAAGAAUUCCCCAUCAACGGCUAUGGUAUGCCAUGCAUUUUCCAUUCUAUUGUCGUUGUCGGUGGUGAGCAAUCCUUUCGUGUUGGUCUAUAAGACAGCAGCCGAAAGAGGGAUUCCCGCAUUAUAUGUGGGUUGUAGCACGGUCGUACUCGGGACGGCAUUGAAGGCCUCAGUGCGAUUCUUGGCAUUUGACAGCAUCCGAGGAGUCUUUGAAGAUGAGCAAAAGCGAUUGAGUGGCGGACGUGCACUACUCGCCGCGAUGAGUGCGGGCGUUAUGGAAAGUGUGCUUGUAGUCACCCCUUUUGAAACGGUCAAAACGGCUUUAAUCGAGGACGCAAAGAGGGCUCGACCACAGUAUCGAGGUAUGAUACAUGGUACUAUAAGCUUGAUAAAAGAGACGGGGAUUGGAGGUGUGUAUCGUGGUGUUUCUGCGGUCACGAUGCGCCAGGUUUCCGUCAGUUUUGCACGAAUGCUGAGUUUCAGUAGUAUGAAAGCGAUUCUGCAAUCAGGACAAACAGAUCAGAAUGCUAAUCUUGGUAGAGGGACCACCUUUGCUAUUGGUGCUUUAGCUGGUGUCUUUACUGUAUAUUCAACGAUGCCAUUUGAUACUGUCAAGACUCGUAUGCAGACUCUCGAAGCAAAGUCACAAUAUACGUCGACAGUCGAUUGCGCGCUGAAGAUGCUAAAGAACGAAGGAGCGUCGGUAUUCUGGAGAGGAAGUACUGCGAGGUUGGGAAGGAUUGUAGUAGGCAGCUCAUUCUUCUUCUUAUGGAUUGAGAGAUGA